Solenopsis invicta (red fire ant) is the source of this 630-nucleotide messenger RNA. Its product is annotated as lysine-rich arabinogalactan protein 19-like. The transcript has 2 exons. The record is from RefSeq and is a predicted model, not a curated record. Bases 1 to 393 code for a protein of 130 amino acids. NCBI's taxonomy places the organism in Eukaryota, Metazoa, Arthropoda, Insecta, Hymenoptera, Formicidae.
AUGUCAGUCGCCGCAACGCCGUCGCCAUCGCCGCUGCUGUUGGUCCCUGCGACGUCGCCAUCGCCGCUGCCGUCGGUCCUCGCGACGCCGCCACCCUCGAUUCUCGCAACGCCGCCGCCGUCGGUCCUCGCGACGCCGCCGCGGUCGGUCCUCGCGACGCCGCCGCGGUCGGUCCUCGCGACGCCGCCGCGGUCGGUCCUCGCGACGCCGCCGCGGUCGGUCGUCGCGAUGUCGCCGCAGUUGGUCGUCGCGACGCCGCCGCCGCCGCGGUCAGUCGUCGCAACGCCGCCGCCGUUGGUCCUUGCGACGCCGCAGCCGCCGCCGCCGUUGGUCCCCCCGACGCGGGAAUUAUUCAAAAUGUUGAUGAAAACGCGGCACCUCCACGAAGAUUAAGAGGAACUAAAGCCGGCAAGCGGCGGCAUGGGAAUAAUUUUUUUUACAUGUUAUUUAAUAUGGCGGAGAGUUUCAACAAUUAUUAUGGGAGAGGAGGAAGAGGAAGAGGAAGAGGACGAGGACGGGGACGGGGACGAGGACGUUACGUUUUUUAAUUUAAGGUUUUUGUUUUUUGGUUCAUCAGUUUCAUAUACUGUGUAAUUGUUUUUGUUAAAUAAAAUUGUGUUUAAAAAUGUU